Molecule: messenger RNA, 549 nt
Organism: Entamoeba dispar SAW760
Lineage: Eukaryota; Evosea; Mastigamoebida; Endamoebidae
Exons: 1
Coding region: 1-549 (182 amino acids)
Source: RefSeq, a predicted model, not a curated record
AUGAAUGAACCAGUGUUAGUUAGUAUUAAAAUACCAAAAAAUCUACAAAUAAUCAAUAGAAAGAAUAUUGAAAAGAAAGAUAUUAAUAAAUUUAUUAUUCCAUCAUCAAUUACUAAAUUAGAUGAUUGUUGUUUUUAUAAAUGUUCAUCACUAACAUCUAUCAAAAUACCAUCAUCAAUUAAUGAAUUAGGAAAUUGUUGUUUUUAUGAAUGUUCAUCAUUAACAUCAAUUAAUAUACCAACAUCAAUUACUAAAAUAGGAGAUGAAUGUUUUUAUGGAUGUUCAUCAUUAAUAUCAAUUAAUAUACCAUCACCAAUUAAUGAAUUAAGAUAUCGUUGUUUUAAAGAAUGCUUAUCAUUAACAUCAAUUAAUAUACCAGCAUCAAUUACUAAAAUAGGAGAUUAUUGUUUUAGUUAUUGUUCAUCAUUAAAAUCAAUUAAUAUACCAUCAUCAAUUACUUUAUUUAGACGUGGAUGUUUUUAUAAAUGUGGAUGUGAAGAAGAAUUAAAACAAAAUAAAAGAAUACCAAGAGAUUGUUUUGAAUUAUGA